Drosophila yakuba is the source of this 5418-nucleotide messenger RNA. RefSeq names its product fibroblast growth factor receptor-like 1 (gene dpr6). The record is from RefSeq and is a predicted model, not a curated record. Bases 1681 to 2871 code for a protein of 396 amino acids. The transcript is spliced from 7 exons. Gene Ontology annotation, biological process: synapse organization. Gene Ontology annotation, cellular component: neuron projection membrane. NCBI's taxonomy places the organism in Eukaryota, Metazoa, Arthropoda, Insecta, Diptera, Drosophilidae.
GCUGGCUGAGCAAAAACAACAUGUAUGCGGAUGUUUUAUCAGUUUUCGGCUAGCUACGUAAAACGUGCGCAAAACCCAAAUCGGAACUUCAUCAAUUGCAGUGAAAAGUGCUAAUAAAACCUUAACGGUAAAUUCACUCUUUACAAAGAGGGGAAGAGGAAGAGCGCAGGAAAUACAGCUGAUGGGUUAUAAAAAACUAACGGGAUAUGACUGCCAUUUAUUAUGAUUGUGGAAAAUACGCCCAGCGAAAUCAAUAAAAAACGCGGAAACAAUAAACAAUUUGCAAACGAAAAAACCCUUAAAAACAUAUGGAACAGUGAAUGUGAUGAGUGUUAACCCGAAAAUAGGGAAAGUGCGUAAAGUUCUAACGGUAAGCACACUUUAUUGAUGCAAAAGUUAAAGCUGAUUGGUAACCCAAAUCGAAUGGGAAAUGUCUGAUUUUUAUUAUAUUUGUGGGCUAUAACGCCCUGGUAAAUCAAUAAAAGCGAGGGUACUUAAGAAAACCCUUUCAUUCGAGCCAUCCUCAGAACCCACAACAGAACAGUCACGGACAUAAAUGUAAACGCUUUCGGUGUUCAAAAGCCAAAAAGCCGGCCAGUGGUUCAAAAAGCCGGAGAAUGGAAGCCAAGCCUCUGCUCUUCUCGUGUUGUUAUUGUCGAAACGGGGUCAAAAGUUCGUGUCUCACUCGCUAAUUCAACCACACAAAAAACGCACACACAGUCGCACACUCGCACACUCGUACACCACCCAGAUAACGGUUCCUCAAGUGCAAGCAAAGACACUGCGUCGCCCGUCUGGCAGAAAAGCAUGGAAAAAGCAUAGGAAAAGCAGAAGAAAAGCAGACAAAAGCAUUAGCCAAGUGCCAAGUAACUCAAAACUGCAGGCCUACCGAAACCAGGGGUAAACCCACACACAUCCCUACAUACAUAAAUAUGUAUGUUCAUAUAUAUUUGGAAAACAAGACUAAAUCCUAAACAACAAACUAGGCCAAUUCGCGAGGAGGAAGCGGGGGAAAGCGCCAACGAAAAGUGCUCUGGAAAUGAGGAGAAGUAAAAUAUAAUAAAACUAAAACAAUAGCAGUUCUCUGGCCAUUUGUCAAUGACUGGGCCACUCGCGUGACUGCCGAUCCUCGGGGGAAAGUGGAAUAGCUGCAGCUGCAACAGACUCCGGAACAAGGACUACUUCGAAAAGUGUUGUGGCCGCAUUUCGUGUAAGGACGGCAUAAAACAGAAGCGGCAAAUAGAAAAGCCAAACGGCGGCUAAGUUGCCUUUGUCUCUUGCCUGCCAUUGCCGGAGGAGGAGCAGGAGGAGCAAAAGUAGCAGGAGUCCUGGCAAUUGGCCAAGUUAAUAGAGAGCGCCGGGAGGCCCGAUAAUGACGUUGCUGGAGCUGCUGCUGCAGCCGCCCAUGUUGAUGAUGAGGCUGCUAACUUGGUUAUUGCUGCCAGCCUAGAGGACACAGGACGAAGGAUCCAGACCAGAGCCUCUACGCCCACCACACUCGCCAGACAACAACUACGACAACAGCAACAACAACAACAACAAGUUCUGCAGCUGCAACGCCAGGCUUACUGCAUUUCCGCAUCUUGUUCCUGUCGCCGCCGCAGCCGCCGUCGCCGUCACCCGUUGCUGUCAUCCUUGUAGUUCCAUCCAGUUCCAGUCGUUGCCACAGCCGGAGUCACCAUGCCCAUGGCCCACCCACUGCCGCUCUGCGUGGCCUGGCUGCUGCUCCUCGUCGUGAUUGUGAUGAGCGACAUGACAAACGGCGGUGUGCAGGGACCCAUCGAGGGCUACAAUUCGCUGGACGACCUGCUGACAACCACGCCCACUCCCGGCCAGGCGGCCCUCCUCCUGCCCACCGCGCCCACCGUCGCCUACACCCAUCCCAAGUGGAUGGAGCCCUACUUCGAUCCCUCGACGCCGCGCAAUGUCACCGCCCUCAUGGGCAAGUCCGCCUAUCUCAGCUGCCGUGUGCGCAAUUUGGCCAACAAAACGGUGUCCUGGAUCCGGCACCGCGACAUCCACAUACUGACGGUGGGCUCGUACACCUACACCAGCGACCAGCGCUUCCAGGCGACCCAUCACCAGGACACGGAGGACUGGACACUGCAGAUAAAGUGGGCCCAGAAACGGGACGCCGGCAUGUACGAGUGCCAGAUAUCGACGCAGCCAGUGCGCAGCUAUUUCGUCCGCCUGAAUGUCGUGGUGCCAACGGCCACCAUCCUGGGAGGUCCUGACCUUCACGUGGAUAAAGGCAGCACCAUAAAUCUCACUUGCACUGUAAAGUUCAGCCCCGAACCGCCGGCCUACAUCUUUUGGUAUCAUCACGAGGAGGUCAUUAAUUAUGAUUCAUCAAGAGGCGGCGUGUCGGUAAUUACCGAAAAGGGCGAUGUGACAACCUCAUUUCUGCUCAUACAGAAUGCAGAUCUGGCCGAUUCGGGCAAAUACUCCUGUGCGCCCUCCAAUGCAGAUGUGGCCAGUGUGCGUGUGCAUGUCCUAAAUGUUCGGGCCAUAAUUUCAGGUGAACAUCCGGAGGCAAUGCAAACUGGCUCAUCCGGUUGUCAGUACAAUUGGCUGACCAUCGUCCUGCUGGUGGGCCUCGUCCUUUGCUACAGUAGUCAACAGUGCAGCUCGGCAGUGCCAGCGUCAUUAACAUCGCCAUUACCAUUACCAUCGCAAUUACCAUUGCCGGCGGCAACAACAACUGCAACGGGAGAAAGUGCAUCCAGUGAAAGUGUGACAGCCGCAAGAGCAUCAUCAUCAGCUACACCAACAGCAACAACGACUACAGAAGCGAGGAAGCGGUGUCCUGCGGUCAAAAGUUGUCGCCAGACCGCCGGUCAUGUCCUGGCCAAAAGGUCCUGCCACAGAUGAUCGAAUGAAGGCCACAUCAGCCCCAACUAAAUAGAGUAAUUCAAGGAGCCACAUGAAAUGUGUGCGAGUGAGUGUUCGACUAGGAAGCAUCAAUGAGUGUGUGAAUGAUCAUUACAGUUUGAGUGUUUGCUACUCAGCCCUUUAGUAUGCCAGUUUUAAACUUGUACUCGAAAACCACAUUGCAAAUAACGGCGCAGUAGAGUGUAAAUUUAAUCUUAAAUUUUUUAUAAGUAAUUCAAUUUUUCUUUUAACAAAAAUCUAAUUUUGACUCUUUAAUUCAAUCAUUUUUAAUUUAUUCCUUGAAUUAAUUAAAAUUAUUUUUUAUGAUAAGGAAACAACAUAAUCCCUUUAGUAAGAAGGACUUUUGUGACGAUCUUUACAGCUGCACCCAAUCUUUUUAAUUAAUUUUUUACAUUCUUAAUUUUAUCUACGAACAAAAAAAUUUAAACUCUUUAUUAAAUAUGGCUAAUUAAAAUGUCACCAAAACUCCUCUACUGCCCAAGCCGUUGUAAUGCAAUGUAUUUAUAUAAAUAAUAGUUUGUGUAAGCUUAUUGAUUACAAUUUAAUGUGUAUAUUUAAACAAAAUCAAAAUGUACUAUACGAUGUGUGUAAAUAACAAACUUAAAUUUAAUUACGGCGUAACCAAACGUUUGGCGAAGAAAAUAACAAAAAAAAAUGUGUAUCACAAACAGAACAGAAAUGAGUAAUCUCUAUGGCCAGUGGCACUGACUCUUUUAAUAAAUUAUUGAAUAAUCAAAUAAAGUGCAGUGUACAGUGCAAUAUUAAAUAAUUAGAUAAAAACGUAGACAAGCCAAAUAAGCCAGCAAAAUGAGAGCAGCAGUGAGUCAUAAAACAUUUAAAUUGAUUGCCAUAUCAUGCAAAUAUUUGCACUGCGCAAUUUUCCACCAAACAAAAUGUAAAUUUGAUUUUCUGUUUAAUUCAGCCAAUCAAAUACAAUUUAUUUAAUAUUUCAUUGCAGUGAUAUUAAUGACACGUUUCUAUAAUUGACGGUAUACCAAGUUGUCUCAUUUCGAAAUGUUUAUUAAAUGUUACGCCAUAUUUAUCUAACAACUUCUUUAAAUUUGCCGAAAUUUAAACACAAUGGCUUUAUUUGAAUGUCACAUCCGCGUUAGAGCCAUUAGUUUAAUAAUGGCUUGCCAUUAGUUUCGCAAUCUUAAUUAAAAACUAUGUUGUCGUGUUAAUUGACCACCAAUGGCGCAACUUUAAUUACAACAAAUGGUAAAAGUGUACAGAAAAUACAAAAAUAAUUAAAAAGUAAUCCUACUCCACCCAAUAAAUUGAUUUAAUUAGUAAUUCAAAUGUAAAAAAUUGGAAUAGGUAUGAUUUCACGUAACAAAAUUCUGUUGACAUACAGCAAAUAUUAUAGCUCAUAGUUGUUAUAAUUAUAAAACAACAAUUCCAUUUGGCAGACCUGCAAAUUAACUAACACUCGCCGCUGUAAUCGAACGAUAACCCAUUCAAAUUUAUUGAGAAUGCUCGGCCAAUUAAAAUGUGAUGUGAUUUUCCCCAUCUUAUGUAUGUUUGAACACAAUUAUAAUGCCACAUAAUUCCGAUUUAUGCAACGCCAUUUGGUUUGCUGCGGCAAAGCUAGUUUUAUUAAUUUUCGUUAAUCUGUAAAAAUAAUGUUAGUCAUAAGCUUUUGGCAAAUUGUGCCAUAAACGAUAAUGUCACUUCCCACCACACAGUUUUGAAUCAGACAAAAAUUUAAACUCCAAUUCUCCGAUUAACUUCCGAUUGUUGUCUACGCUUCCCGUUUAAGCAACUGGAAACCAUGAAAAUUAUAUUAAUUUACUCUUGCUUCGAAUCAUUUGCAUUUUAAAUGCCAAGUUCGAGCAACUUGUGUUUCUGACUACAGCUAAUCUCCUAAUUGUUAAUGCAACCAAUCAAAACUAUAAGCAGUCGCCCCACAAAACAUGAAACAUAUGAAUAUGUACUUGAGUUUAAGUGUGAGUACGAACAUAUGCCAGCCAAUUAGAAAUUCCAAAUCAACGGAAUGCUAAUGCCAUAAGCCCACAAGCAUUUGCCAUUAAACUUUAAAGCGCAGUAAAUAAAUCGACAUACAUACAUACAUAUAUAUAUUCGUAGGACAUCAGCUAAGUAAUUCCUGUAUAUUAAAGUUAAUUAGUGAAGCUCUAGAAUUAUGCAAUAGUCAAGUAAAUUUACGUGCUAUGUAUGUGAACUAACGACAUAGUUAAAUAGUUGUAAUAAAGCAAUCGAACUGUGUAAAACGAACUACUUUUAACUGUUGAAAACCUACAACCUAAAUGGCAAACUAGUGAAAGCAUUAUAAAAAUAUGACAUCAUAAAGAAACAUAGCAGAGCAUUACAAUAAUAAACAAAUAGCAACGAUAACAAAAGCCAAACAACACGGCCGGAAAACGAGCGAAAACACUGAGUUUGUUGUUUGUCUUUUGCGCCAUGAUUGUCGCCACAGUAUUGUAAAACAACAAAUGACACGAGCAAAAAACAAAAAAUGAAUAACAAAACGGAGUGCGAUACGAUUAAAAUUUUUUAUUUAAAAAUUAA